Rotaria socialis is the source of this 2370-nucleotide messenger RNA. The record is from the annotation of a GenBank genome assembly. Lineage: Eukaryota; Metazoa; Rotifera; Eurotatoria; Philodinida; Philodinidae.
AUGUCGCGAUGUGCAAAACGAAUCAAGCUUGAGCAAGACUCAAGUUCGAAUAAUUGUCGUGGCGAGGUCACAGAAUCUUUGUACUCAGGACAAUUUAUGACAUCAAGAAUCGAUGAUAAUGAAUCAAUCGAUAUUCCAUGUCCAUCACCAAUACCAAACCCAAAUGAACCAUUAACAUCCCAAGGUUUGCCCAUAGUUAAUGAUACAGCUCAAGGUGAAACAGAACGUCAUACUGAAUUUAACGGCCGAUUUGCUAGUCUUGUUUCUCUGUUGAGCGUUAUUAAUAGUGUCUAUAGAUCUAAUUUAACAUCGCCGAAAUGGAAAAAUUUCCGUGGCUCCCGUAUUGAAUGCCAAGAUAAAAUACGUUUAAAUAAUGUCAUUUGGAGAACAUGGCAUCAACAAUAUAUUCGAAAAAUAAAAUCACUUGUUUGCCAAUUUGCUUCCCCACUAGAUUCCCAAGUAUCCACGACUCAAAUAAAUCAUCAAUUGAAACAACAAAUUAUCAAUGGUUUAAAAGGAGAAUAUAUUAAAUGGAGAUUAAACUCUAAAACAGCUUUACGUCGAGUAGAAAUUGAUAUCUCAAGCGAUGAAAUAAAACGACUUUUGGGUAAUAUCAGUGAAAUUCGUACACCAAAAAUCAAUCCAAAUUUGCGACGCGUCGCAACACCACAACCAGACACAUUUGCUUUAUUUGAUGAACUUGAUUUAAUUGAAGAUCAAUUACUCUUUUCAACAACAAAUACAUUCAAUGAUAAAGACGCAGCACUUGGGGGUAAUCCAGAUUUGUAUCAGCCUGUAAUGGGACAAUAUUAUUUUGAUUUUCAUACACUUUUCGAUGGAUUUGAUUCAGGAUUAACAAAUGAUGAUUUUAGUAUGCGAUGCAAUAACGAUUCCUUAUCAGGAUUAAAUCAUUUUCAAAAUCAAUCAGAUUUCACAUUGGAUGGACCACCACAAUCACAGCAAGAUUUAAGUAAUUUUCAAACAUUGGUUUCUGUUGCGAUGGAACGACCACGUUUAACCAUUGAGCAACAAAACAGUAUUUUAAACCAAAAUAAUUCCAAUAAUAAUGUUCAGAUACAUCCUAAUAGUAUGAAUUCAAUCACGAUGUAUAAUAAUAUACACUAUCAACCAGUACCACCACAACAAUCAUUCCAUUCUUAUACACAAAAUGCGUCUAAGCCAAUGAAAUAUAACAAUAAAUUGAAUGCCAAUAAUAUUGAAGAGAUGAUGCCUAUUACUAAUAUAUCUAUAGCGCCGUCAACUAAUAUUAUCAUGAAUAAUUCACAGGCAGCUAUAUCCCAAAAAUCUACUGACAUGAGACGGCAACAUUCUGAUCUAUCGGUUUGCAAACCACAACAAUCGUCAACUCUUGUUGAUCUUCUAAAGCAGAGACGAAGUCCACCACUAGCAAUGCCACCAGCAAGAAAACCUAGUCAACAAAAGCAAACCUCAGCUGUAAAACAAAAAAAAACAUUGAGUAAAAAGUCACAAAUACAAAUAAAACAAUUAUCAAUGAAUAAUGAUAAUAAUCAAAUUGGAAAUCUAACCAAUCCAAAAGAAGUCACUUUGAAUGCUCCCUCAAAUAGAAGAAAUACAAUGCAGACCAGUAUGUCUCGUGUAACUUCCGAAGAAACACCCUUAAAUUUUCCACAGCAACAAUAUUCUACUUCAUCUUCUUCACUAUCAAACAAUCAGAAUGGACCCGCAUCAAACGACAUUAUCUUUUUCAAUGGAGAUAUGGCACACGAUUCAUCGCCAUCGUCAUCUUCAAGUGGUGGACAAAAUGCGGAGACGAAACGGCGUCGAAAUAUAAAAAAUGGUUUUGAAAAUAUCCGUUAUCUCAUUCCAGAAUUAAGCGAUGCAACAAAUGCGAAAAUAAGCAAAGCACAAAUGCUUGAAUGCACUGCAAAUCAAAUUCAGGUAGCUGCAAAAAUGCGUGACAACAUGAAAGCAGAAGUUGAUCUACUGCAACAAGAAGAACAACAGUUACAACAAAAAAUUUCACAGUAUCAAGCAAGUUUACCUGUCGAUGGUAUACCUACUAUGCCAACAGCAAGUCGAUCACGCGAAACACUCAAUGCACUAUUUCGUGCAUAUGUUGCCGAUCGUACAAGAAAAAACUGGCAUUUUUAUCCAUAUUCACUGGUAUUAAAGCGUAUAUUCGAUGCGUUUCAAAACACAGUCACAUGCGAGUCGCAGGACGAAUUUCAGCGUUCAUUAAAUGAAUGGAGAGCAAAUUCAAUGGCGCUUGUACAACUACGUCAAGCUGCUUCGCAAGCUGUCAUGGAUAUGGGACGAAACACUUCUUUUCUUUCAUCACCUGAACAAGUACCUGAAGAAUGCGUACGUUUGGCACUUAGUGAUACCUAG